AACGGUCACAACGGGCAGCUGAGGAACCAACACACUGUUCCACUGUGCCGGGACUUGUCUCUCAGUGCGUCUGUGCGUGUGCGAGUGUGCGUGAGCGGGGUCGUGUCAUUCUACCAUGUCUCCGCCGAGGACGCGCGGCUCAAUGUGAAUAAACCGGGGAACCGGCCGGAUACUCUCAGAGGAGGUGAACGCACCUUGCGUCCUGCAGCCAUGGGAGGUCAGAUCACCAGACACACCAUCUACGAUUCUCUGAACGCACCGUUUCCCGCAACAUCCCACCGGUGCCACUACAAGCCGAAGCGCUGCCUGCCUAUUCAGCCAUGCGCAGGCUUGUCCUCCGUCCCUCUCCUCUUUCACCCCAGCACCAAGGGCUCGCAGAUCAUCAUGGACAUGUCCCAGAGGACGGUUAAGAGACAGGCCAGCUUCUGUAAUGCCAUUACGUUCAGCAACAGACCCAUCGCUGUGUACGAGCAAGUUCGACUGAAGAUCACUAAAAAGCAGUGCUGCUGGAGUGGUGCUCUGCGUCUUGGUUUUACGUGCAAAGACCCAUCGCGGAUCAACCCAGACACCUUGCCCAAGUACGCCUGCCCCGACCUGGUCUCCCAGAGCGGCUUCUGGGCCAAGGCUCUGCCCGAGGAGCUCUCCAAUGAGGGAAACGUCAUCUCCUUCUGGGUGGACAAGAAGGGCCGUGUGUUUUAUCGCAUCAACGACUCCAGCCCCAUGCUGUUCUUUAGCGGCGUGCACGUCUCUGAACCCCUGUGGGCUCUCAUAGACAUCUACGGUCUCACCAGAGGGGUCCAGCUGCUAGACAGUGAGAUGGUCCCUGUGGACUGCCUGCGUCCUCGCUCUUUUGCAGCCACCCACCAGGCCUCUAUUCAGCGAAGUGGCGACGACCCUCACCUCUCCAUCAGCCUGUGCGAACUGAGCCUGCAGCACCAGGAGAUGCAUCUGGAGGAAGACGAUGAGGAAGACGACCGACUGCAGCCCUUGAGCUCUGCCUCGUGCCACGUGCCCCAAAACUCUCAAAACUCACAGCAGUGCUCACUGCUGCCCAGCCAUUUGGACACUGAUCUGCACUUCCACUCGGUGCACGGCAUCCACGUUACCAUGCUGGAUAAGCACACUGUUGGACGGCUGGAUCACCGUGGCGAUGAGAGAACCCUGGUGUUCACCAGCCGGCCGAUGCGCUGCUCAGAGACUGUGUUCGUGAAGGUGAAGGCGGGCGUCAUGCGGCCUGCUUCUCUGUCUUAUGGUGUUACGUCCUGCGACCCAGCCACCCUGCGGCCCAGCGACCUCCCAUCAAACCCAGAAUCCCUGGUGGACCGCAAGGAAUUCUGGGCCGUGUGUCGGGUGGUGGUGCCACUCCACAGUGGAGAUAUCCUGGGCUUUGUGGUGAACUCAGACGGGGAGGUCAUGAUGAGCCAUAACGGCAUCAGUGCAGGGAUGCAGUUGUGUGUAGAUAACUCCAGGCCCCUCUGGAUGUUUUACGGCCUGCACGGCACCGCCACACAACUCAGGAUUUUAGGCUCGUCUCUGCACCCAGACCUCCGAGGUCUGUCCGUGCCCAGCUCCCCGUCCUGUAAACCCAACAUCCCCACAAUGCUUUGCAGCGGCAACUCGGAGCCCAGCCUCGACACACCCUUCAACAACAACCUCAACUCAAGCCUCAACUCCAACUACCACACACUCUUCUCCUCGUCCACAGGUACAACUCCGAGCUCUCCGUUUUCCAGCCACCCAGAGUCCCCGACCUUCCCACCCUGCCCGGGUUCGUGGAGCGACGAGUGCACCAUCUGCUACGAGAACGUGGUGGACACGGUGCUCUACGCCUGCGGACACAUGUGUCUCUGCUACACCUGUGGCCUCAAACUCAAGAAGAUGGCCAACGCGUGCUGCCCCAUCUGUAGGAGGACGAUCAAAGACAUCAUCAAGACCUACAGGAGCACGUAGGCGUGUGUGGCGUCUUCAGGUCCAGCUCACAGAGAUUGUCAAAGCCAUGUAAGACUUUGUAAAGACGGACACAGCACAAGUGAAAACCACGGUUAUUUGUAUGUGCAAUCUGGCUCAGGUACUUUACAGCAGGACUUUAAACUCCAUCAUUUGGACUUUGUGUGUAUGUUCUGUUUAAUGCACAACUGCAGGAAGCUCAGAGCGGUGGCUUCCUGUGAAGACACGCUCAUGAGAUUCACCAGAAACUGUCAAAAACUUAGCAGAUUGGACCACGACCCACUAUCGUCCAUCAACUCUUGUGAUUUGUGCGUCUGUAGAGGAGGGAGAAAGCACAAUCUGUAGAGGCAUCUGUCCUACUUACAGGCUUGAUAAGCCUUCAUUCUCUUGGCCAUGGCAUCGCUUCACUGCCGGCCAGUUUACCAAGAAAUAAAAUUGUCCAGAGCUGCGGAAGAAAACGAGGAGAAUAAAUCUGUGGUUCCUCCAGCUGCUCGUGCUCUGCUUGUCAGAAAGCAUCGGGUCAAAAAGUAUUGUUUUACAGUGAGAAUCAAUUCUAAAUGUGAGAAAAAAUCAAGACAAGGUUGUUUUAUCUGAUUUCCAGAGUGAUUCCAGUUACCUGUGUCAAAGCAGAAAGAAAGAGAGAUUUUGUCAGUGGUAAUUUUUGAAUGAAAACGCUCCCUUCUGCAAUAAAACACAAUAAAUGGCUAAACCUAAAGGGUGCAGGAGUCCUUAACUCUGUUGUGUAAUAAAUGAAGUGUUUUUCACGACCGCCCGUGCUUCUGUGGACUAGAGGACGGGGGCGAUUGUGCGAAGGGUAAAAAAAAAAAAGUGUGAAAGUUGUCACCAUAGAAGGUCACACUUGCGGUGAGAUGAGGAUGUAAAUCAGUGCAGAGGGGAGCGAGGGAGGAGAGAGGAGGUUGUAAGUUUGGGAUGUGGACAGUGGAGGAAGAGGCACCUUCAGCUUCAUCUGCCUAUCGUCUCAACGCAAAGAAAGCUGCUCGCUCACUCAGGCAAACCAGACGCAUCACAGGUUUGAAUGACGGCCUGUAAAACGUGGGACUUCCACCAUCUCCAGCUGGAUUCAAAAGAUUCAUUCAUUAUCACGAGAAGAAAAAAAAUACACUCAGUUGCAAACAUCUUUGCUUUCUUCAGGUGACACACUCCUCUUUCAUAAUGUACAUUAAGGCGUGAAUAGUUGCUUUCUGAUGAUGUGUCUCAGUACGUGUGCAGUCGGUGACAUGGAUGUAGCUUGUUAUUGUGAGAAUUUCAUUUGCAUAUCAGUUCCUGAGUGCUGCUCACCGACGACGAAAAUAAACUCCAAGGACGUUUUCACUCGUCUAAUCUCGUGCAUUAUGUCCUGCUUAAAACUGUGGAGAAAUACAAGCGUUCUCCAGAUGUUGCUUUGGCCUCGCUGAACCGUAACUCUGUUAAGUAGUGAGGUGCUAAUUGUUUUAGUUUUUAAUGAUUUCAAGGGGUUUAAGCUUUGUCAACUCGUCCUCUUCAGUGGUGUUGUGCUCCAUUUGCGUAAUGGUGACGGUUUCUCGUGUGCCUUGAGAAAGACUUUGGUCAGGAGGUUCAUCAUCAUGCCUCUGCCGCUCUGACGUGGUUGUAAUGUCGCUGACGUGGAACCGCAGAACUUAUCGAUACAAAGCUGUCGUGUUUGACAUUUCAGAGUGCGUAAUAUCAGCGUGUGAAUUAAUCCGCCGCUCAAGAUGUAACGCUUAAUUACCGCCUCCUCCCUGAUGUCACCGCGUUGCAUAAUACUGGAAUUUUGUUGUGCUUAAGAGCCCUGCCCCCCCACCAGCCUUUACAUUUGCACCUGUUUUUCUUUUUUCUUUCAGACCAAAUAUGACCUACCAGAAAUACAAUGUUGUGAAAGAUUUUUGAUAGAAAAAUGCUAUUGAUGAGUGUUAUAUUAUAGCUGUACAUUAUGAGGUUUAUUUAUUUUGUCCAUGCUACUAUAAAGAAUUGUCACUGUUUGUUUUAUAUGUCUGGCUACAGUGUCCGGAAAUGUAUGAAUAUUACAUUGUUUGCAUAGUCAAAGAUUAUAGAAAACUUUAUUCUCCUAAAAGACUCUGUGGUUGUGUCAGCUGAUUUUCACUUGAAGGAACCGCUUUGAUGAUAUUUUGGGAAAUUUGCUCAAGUACUUUGUGGCGAGAGAGUUAAACGAGAAGAUCAAUACCAGUUACAUACUUGAGUACUUUACUUUAUACCACUUACUGGAACACAUAUAAUUCAAUACAUUUCAGGAAGAAAACUUUUUUUUCCUCCAUUACAGUUAUCUGAGUUAGGGUAAGUAAGAUUUUACAUGCAAAAUACAACAAAUGAUUAUUAUUAUUAUUAUUAUUAGUAGUAGUAGUAGUAGUAGUAAUAAGGUUUCUCUAAAAAUGUGUUAAUCUUUGACCCUGUUACAGCACUGAGAUGCUGCUGACACUUGA
Messenger RNA from Paralichthys olivaceus (Japanese flounder), 4385 nucleotides. It is a transcript of the gene neurl1ab, whose product is annotated as neuralized E3 ubiquitin protein ligase 1Ab. Gene Ontology annotation, cellular component: plasma membrane; postsynaptic density. Gene Ontology annotation, biological process: negative regulation of Notch signaling pathway. Gene Ontology annotation, molecular function: ubiquitin protein ligase activity. The record is from RefSeq and is a predicted model, not a curated record. Lineage: Eukaryota; Metazoa; Chordata; Actinopteri; Pleuronectiformes; Paralichthyidae.